GCUCCAUGGCCGGAGGGUGAGUUCAGGUCAGUUCCCCGCUGUUUUACCUGUUCGCCGAGCUGACUGCCUCACUUUGCCCGGAUUAUGAGGGAGGAAGAUGCGGAGAGGCACGGAGACUCGUUGCCUGAGCAGUCAGAGCUGGUGGCGUCGAGUCCGGUCAGCGUGAGGCGGGAGCUGCCGUCCAGGCUGUGCGGUUACCUCAACAAACUGUCCGGGAAGGGGCCGCUCAAGGGAUUCAAGAGCCGCUGGUUUGUCUUCGAGCCCCUUCACUGUCACCUGUAUUACUUCAAGGGCUCGAGCGACGCCAUCCCGCUGGGCUUCAUCGACAUCGCCGAUUCCUCCUUCACCUACGACUUGGAGGCUGAGGAGGGUCAAUUUGAGAUUCACUCAGGAGGGAGGGAUUACACUCUGAAGGCUCCCAGUGCACAAGCAAUGAGAUACUGGCUACAAGAAUUACAGCAGAAGAGGUGGGAAUUUCGUAAUAAUGCUACAGCUGGAUCAAAGGAUAAUCAAGUAUCACUCCUACUCCCUUGUUCAACUACUGGUCUAGUUGCUAAAGAUAUAGAUGUGCCCUGUCUUUCACAAGUAACAAUGGACUUCGAUGAAAGUGCGAGAAACGUAUUAGAUGUAGUCGAUGUCCCAGAAACUCUGGUGGGUGAGCGAGCAGCAAGCUAUCCAUCUCCUGUACACCCCACGACUAUUAAUUUCUCUUUGAAGCAUUGGGGAACAGAAAUCAGAAAUUCAAUGUCGAAUCUGAAGCCAGGAAGAGGAAAUAAUGAAAACCGGAGAAGUGUCUUCUACACUGAAGACUGGGAGCUGAUUGAUCCCAGCCUCAAAGAACUGGAAGAGGCAGCAGCACAUGAAGAAAAGAGAAAAAGUUCCACAGAAGCAAAUAGAGGGUCGGCAUUCUCUUUUGAUUUCGCAAGGGCAACGCGAGUUAAACGUCCACCAUUCUUGAGAGACAUGAUCGGAACAUCAAAGAAUCGGAAUAGCAGUGAGUCAUCACCUGUAGAAUGGAUUGUUACCAAUGGAAAGGCAACAACAGAGAUUCAGGCCAGAAUUCAAUCUCAGCAGGAGGAAUUGAACAAGGUGAAAGAAGAUUUAAUCAGUCAAAAGGAGUUGGUGCGACUGUUACAGCAAACAUUGAAACAUUCCCAGCAAGAAAAAUACUUGUUCAACAUUGGUACUUCAAUGGAUGAAGGAAUAUCUCAGCUUUUGCAGCAGAAAGACCACCAGAUAAAGGCCCUCAAUAAUCAGCUGGAUCACAUUAACCAACAGAAAGACCACUUGGAGCAAGAAUUAAAAGCAAUACAAGAUAAAAUGACUGGGCUCAAUGACCAGCUUAACAUGUUCCGAGAAACCAUUCAAGCCAAAGAUGAAGUGAUUAUGAAAUUAUCACGGCAGCUCAAUGAAUGUGAGAACAAUCACUCGCCCCCCUGUGACUUCUCAGGAUCUGAUCUAGCACCCUCUGUAUAUAAGGAACUGCAAGAGUUAGAUACUCUAAAGGACAGUCUUCAAGGUUAUAAGACACAGAACAAAUUCCUUAACAAGGAGAUUCUGGAACUAUCUGCGCUUAAGCGAAAUGCUGAAAUGAGGGAGAAAGCUCUAGAAGCAAAGUAUUCUGGCCUGGAAGCUAGACUGUGCCAAGUAGAGAGCAAGUACCUUGUUCUCCUUCAGGAAGUUAAGAAUCCUAUUUGUUCUGGAGGAAAGGGUCCUACACACGAAGUAAUUUCCAGACUUCUGGAAGAUGCUUUGAAGGUGGAUAGUGCUGAACAUGCUGAACAAACUACUCUCAAACCGCAUCCUGUCAGUGAGUACGACAUUUAUGGCUUCAAGACUGUCCCUGAAGAUGAUGAAGAGGAGAAGUUGGUUGCCAAAGUUCGGGCUUUAGAUUUAAAAUCUCUGUCACUCACUGAUAGCCAUGAGAUAUCUGUGGGAGUCAAGUGGGCAAAUUACUUUGCUAGCACUAUGAACCGAGAAAUGGUGCGCACACCAGAACUGAAGAACCUAAUUCGCUGGGGUGUUCCACAUGAACAUAGGUCAAAGGUCUGGAAAUGGUGUGUCAACCUCCAUGUCCGAAAAUACAGGGAUAAACAUAAUUCAGGGUAUUUUAACUCAUUGCUGGAAAAAGCACUAGAGAAACAGAAUCCUGCUUCGAAGCAAAUCGAGCUGGACCUUAUGCGCACUUUGCCAAACAAUAGGCACUAUGCCUCACCAACUUCUGAAGGAAUACAAAAACUUCGAAAUGUCCUAUUGGCAUUUUCCUGGAGGAAUCCAGAUGUGGGAUACUGCCAAGGCUUAAACAGGUUGGCAGGAAUAGCACUUCUGUACCUGGAACAAGAGGAGGCGUUUUGGUGUCUAGUUGCUAUUACGGAGUGUUUUAUGACUCCAGACUAUUAUACAAAGAACCUGAUUGGGUCACAGGUUGACCAGCGAGUAUUCAAAGACUUGCUAAGUGAAAAGUUGCCGCGAUUACACACUCACUUUGAGCAGUACAAGGUCGAUUUCUCUCUCAUCACCUUUAACUGGUUUCUCGUGGUAUUCGUGGAUAGUGUUGUCAGUGAUAUCAUGUUCCGUAUCUGGGAUUCAUUCCUGUAUGAAGGUCCAAAGGUUAUAUUCCGAUAUGCACUUGCAGUCUUCAAAUUCAAGGAGGACGAGUUUCUGAAGCUUCAGGAUAAUAUGUCCAUAUUCAAGUAUCUGAGAUAUUUCACCCACACUAUUCUUGAUGCACGAAAACUUACCAACAUCGCCUUUGUGGACAUGAAUCCCUUUCCAAUGCGGCUGAUCCAUAGUCGCAGAACAUUCCACUUGGAGAAGGUGCGCCAGGAGUUGAGUGAACUUGAAGCAAUCCGCCAAGAUUUUCUCCGGGAACGUGAAACUGCAACCCCGGAACGGAGGGAUGUGAUCAGUGAUGACGACGAGGAGACCUAAGUGCACUUGCAGUCCUAUUUUCGGACUGAACGGCCUCUCCGCAUAACAGAACCUGUAAGAAUGGCCCAGAAACGCACCUAGAAUUUCCCAACUAUCUGCUUAGGAGAUAAUCCUAGGGCUACCUAGUAUGCUGAGCUGUUGGAGGACAGUUCCCUGGUUGUCAGCUCAGUCAGGUGGUGGGAGCUUUGAUGAGGUGAGUGCUCCAACAUGGAUCACUAUUCCCUCCUUGUUAGGCUGCCCACCUUUUGACGGCUAAGUAUACCUGUAUCAGUCAUCUGCUUUCAACUGAAUGUUCUAGCGAGGCCAAUGGCUCUUUUUGGCAAUCUCUUUAUAUAUAAGAAAAAGUUAUUUUUUGAGUUGCUUUUCAUCCUCAAAGUAAACUUAAUCUUCCAUCAUGAAAGAAAUAUGCUGAGCAUAUUUCGCUGUAAGUGCACAUGAUGGAAGAUUGUGUCAAACUAACCUUUGGACUGACAAUGGACAUGUGCCAGAUAGCAGCACUUAGAACACUCCGCUUACCUUUUGCUCUUAAUGAUGACAAAAACUGUCUGUUCUGGUUAGCCAAUUAUGGGACCAAUAACAAUUAUCUGAAGAUCCUAACUAGCGUAAUUUGAUUGUCUGCAUUGGCUUCGAUCUUCGCUUGUUUAUCAUAUCAGUAUUUUGGGAAGCGGGCUUCCUUAACAACCAAAAAUUAUUUUGUAUUAAAUAUGGAGGAAAAUACUUUAAAAUUAUUUUUGCAUGCGAUUUCCUUCUAAAUAUUAAGGAAAAGGGAAAAUGUGCUCCUUGAUGUAAUUUAGCCUUGCUCAGACGAUCAAUUCACUACAAUAUUGUGCGUUUUGAAAAUCUUGGUGUUGAUAAAUCUUGAAUUAAGCUUCAUCUCCAUUGAUUAUUCAACUGAAGUAUGAUUUCAUGUUUACACUCAGAUGACCUUCAUUGAUCACUUAUAACAUCAGUCAGCCCAUUUGUCACUUCACAAAAUGUCACUUGUGAAUUCUAUAAUCCACAUUAUCUGUCACAAUUUCUUGAGGAUUGUUUCCUCAGUUUACAAUACUGGCUACAAAGUGGAAUUUGAAAUGUUUCACAUUGGUUCAUUUUUGACACUUGAAUUUUGUUUUGUCUGUAUUGCACCGUGAAUUGGCACUGGAAAUUGUGUGUAGCUAUAAUGACUGUGACACUUAAGUUUGGCAAUAAGACAAAAUCUUAACUGUAACCUGAGAGUGGAAGUUCUCACCCUGAUUCACCUUCCACUGAAACAGCAAGGAAGGACAAAAUGUAGUACAACAUGGAUCAACACCAAGAUACAUAUUAUUUUGGUGAAACAAGACCAUAUUUCAAAACCCAAUACUAGUUUCAUGAGUUUGAGUUGUGUUUGAUGUGUACCAGACCAGGAUUAUUUUACACUUAGGAUGUCUCAUGUAAGUUUUGUCCCUGAAGUUCACUAUAAUUUGACUAUAGGGAUGUUCGAGGAGCAUGUAAGUACCUUUUGCUGGCAGUGGACCUCUAUAUUAAAUGGUUAUACAGUGGUAUGCAGUCUUGUGUUCAGACUUUUUGCAAAUGAUAUUUUCUUAACUGAAAUGUAGGAGCUGAUCUAAUGUCUGAAUGUCUAUAACCAUAUUGCUAUAUCUCCGGUACAUAAACGUUUCGGGGUGAGCCCCACAAAUUGAGUUUCCACAUGACCAGUACCUGAAGAAAGCAGGAAAAUAUUUUGUUUAUGCUGAAUGUUGACUUUUUUGUUUAAAACAUUUGUUUCCAUAUUCUUGAUUUCAAAAGCACAUCAUUUUGUAUGUUCAAUUAAGUAUAAAGGAAAUUUGUUUUGUGAUUCUGAACAUUAAACUGAUUUUUCCACAA
Hemiscyllium ocellatum (epaulette shark) is the source of this 4776-nucleotide messenger RNA. RefSeq names its product TBC1 domain family, member 2B (gene tbc1d2b). NCBI's taxonomy places the organism in Eukaryota, Metazoa, Chordata, Chondrichthyes, Orectolobiformes, Hemiscylliidae. Bases 85 to 2931 code for a protein of 948 amino acids. The transcript has 13 exons. The record is from RefSeq and is a predicted model, not a curated record.